Messenger RNA from Colossoma macropomum (tambaqui), 2642 nucleotides. Its product is annotated as Fc receptor-like protein 5. Gene Ontology annotation, biological process: cell surface receptor signaling pathway. The coding region runs from base 85 to 2541 and encodes 818 amino acids. The record is from RefSeq and is a predicted model, not a curated record. The transcript has 17 exons. Gene Ontology annotation, molecular function: transmembrane signaling receptor activity. Lineage: Eukaryota; Metazoa; Chordata; Actinopteri; Characiformes; Serrasalmidae.
CUCUCUCUCUCUCUCUCUCUCUCAGGAAGUGAUGAGUGUUGAACACAGAGCAUUGUUCAGUCAGUCAGUCAUUACGGGGACAGUAUGGAGUUCAGGUCACUCUCUGUAAUACUCUUGUUGAGUUCACUCGUCCAGACUUUGCAUGCUCAAGUAUAUUUUAAGCCAGUUCUGACUGUGCAGCCUGAUUGGCCACAAAUAUUCAGUGGAGAGAAAGUCACACUCAGAUGUUCCUUUCCAAGACACAGUAUGACUGACUGGAUAUUCUACUGGUACAGAGAGAGCACUGAACUUCACCACUCAGAUGAAAACGUUUACAUCAUAAAACACAUCAAAGUGGAUCACAGUUCAAAAUACUACUGUUAUAUUUCUGAGAAACAGAGUCAAAGAGACUCUUAUUGGAGUAACGCAGUGACUCUCACAGUAACAGAGAGACCAAAAGCUUCACUGAUCCUGGUGCCUACUGGACAGAUGUUUACUGGAGAGAAAGUGACUCUCAGAUGUGACAUACAAGGACACACAGACACUGAGUGGAGCUACAGCUGGUAUAAAGAUGGUGACAGUAACCGUCCAGUUCAUUCCUCUAAAGUGAGAAAAGAAUAUUCAUUCAGUGUUGUAGAGUCUGACAGUGGUAAAUACACCUGUAGAGGAGAGAGGAGGAGUGACUCUCAGAGAUCAGAGAUCAGUGAUGCUGUUACACUGACUGUAUCAGCUUUACCCAGAGCUACACUGACUGUAGAACCAGACAGUCCUGUGUUCACUGGAGAGUCAGUCACUCUGAAGUGUGAAAUAGAGUCUUACAGUAACUGGAGAUAUCAGUGGUAUAAAGGCAGCAGUAGAACUGCAGUCAAUCAGUCUCAGACAAACACCUUCACCAUCAGAUCAGCAGCAGAUCAGGAUCAGGAUCAGUACUGGUGUAGAGGAGAGAGAGAUAGCAGACCCUCAUCAUCACUGUACAGUAUCAGAGUGAAUCUCUCUGUUGAAGACGCCGAGGAACUUGGUGCUCUGGCUGAUUUCCACAGCAGAGCCAGUGAUGGUCAGUGGGACAUGGUCACCCCGCACUCUUCGGAAGUCAAUAACCAUCUUCUUAGUUUUGUCUACAUUCAGAGACAGGUUGUUGGUUCCGCACCAGCUCACGCAGCGCCGUGGAUCUUAGCAGGCCUAGCUCGCACAGCUCUUCCCGCAGUUCGUUUGGAAGUAGAGAUUGAGAUUGAGGCUGAUUUCUCAGCUGUAGCAGGCUCUGGUGAUGAAAAACCUAAACCUGAACUCACAUCAAGCCAUAAAGGAGCUGCACUGAUAGGAAAUCCAGUGGUUCUGUACUGUAAGCUGGAUCAGUCUGCUGGAUGGACGUUUUACUGGUCCAAACACACACAGAACCCUGAGAAUGAGAUCAAGACUGAAACACACUCCUACAGCAUCAGCUCAGUUAGUGUCUCUGAUGGAGGACAGUACUGGUGCAGAGCUGGGAGAGGAAACCCAGUCUACCACACUCACUACAGUGAUGCUCUCUGGAUAAGCAUUGGUGGUGUCUCUCCUCCAGUCUCUCUGAUGGUCAGUCCCAGCAGAACUCAACACUUUAUUACUGACUCUCUCUCACUGAGCUGUGAGGGACAGAGUGACUCUACUGGAUGGAGAGUGAGACGAUACACACACAGUGAGAAGGUGUCAGAUUGUUCAUCAGGCUGGGGAUCAGUUACAGGAUCUACAUGCAGCAUCAACUCCCUCUACACAUCCCACACUGGAGUGUACUGGUGUGAGUCUGAAUCUGGAGAGAGCAGCAAUCCUGUCAACAUCACAGUGCACAAUGGUGAUGUGAUUCUGGACAGUCCUGUUCAUCCUGUGACUGAGGGAGAUCCUCUGACUCUACACUGUUUAUAUCGCUUCACAAAGCCCCCAAACCUCACAGCUGAGUUCUAUAAGAAUGGAUCACUCCUCCAGACUCAGACUACAGGAGAGAUGACCAUCCAUACUGUCUCAAAGUCAGAUGAAGGUCUCUAUCACUGUAAACACCCAGAGAAAGGAGAGUCACCACAGAGCUGGACCUCAGUCAGAGUGUCUACACGAUCUGCUGGUCUGGUUGGAGUGGUUGUAGGAGUGAGUUUUGCUGUGUUGUUCAUCAUCUUACUGAUACUGCUGUGGUGCUACAAAACCAAAAAAGGAAACAAGCUGAACACCAAGCAGAUGUCAGAGCAGAAACAGAGAGAGUCAGGAGCUGAGGACUACCAAUCAGGAUACUCACCAAUGCAGGCUGGUGAUGCUGCAGACGAGUCCAAUGAUGUUGUUUACUCACAGGUGAUGAUGAAAAACAAGAACUUCAAGAACAAAGGGGAAGAUAUUCAAGAACAGGAUUCACAGACUGAAUCCAUUUAUUCAAAUCUACAUUCAGGCAAAGCCACAGAUGUUGGUGCUGGAUCCAUGGAUAUAAUUUAUGCUGAGGUUGAAGUGAAAAUGAAGAAGAACCCAAAGAAACAACAUGAGAAGACUAGUGUGAAUGAUGGCAUUGUGUACUCAGAGCUGAAGCAGAACACAGACGAAGGUCCGUGAGGAGUGAACACAAAAGCAGAAUUCUUCUGAAGAUGUGAGAGAAAGCAACACAGAACCUGGCCAUACAUGUAUUAAUGCAACCAGAUCACAGAAAGAGUAAG